AUGGAAUGUGAUUCACAUACUCUUCACACUCUUCACAAGGAGGAGGCAGAGCCUGAGCUGAUUGGUCAGCAUCAGCAGGUCCAGGAACCAGGAAGUGGACAGGUGCAGGAAGAGCGUCUGAUGAGGUCACAGAGUCUGACAGGAAGCAGAAAGAUGAAGACGCUGCUGCUGGUCACUGUGAUCGUCUCCAUCGCUGACGGCGUGGUGGGGGGCCUCCAUCCUGGACCCUCCAUGCCCGGAUCUCCCUCCAACAUCAGCAGCAGCGACCGCAGCCUCCGGAGGGUCGCCUUGGCCGCCGCCCACUCCUUCAACGACCAAUCAAACGACGCCUUCCUCUUCAAACCAUCAGCCAUCCUCGGCGCCCAGCGACAGGUGGUUAAAGGUUUUCGGUAUUUCUUAGAUCUGAAUAUUUCCAGAACCGUUUGUCACAAACGAGACGAGAAGAAGCUGCAGAACUGUGACUUCCAGCCUGAAGGACCCCUGCAGCAGACGUUCCGUUGUCACACUGACGUCUGGUUGGUUCCCUGGAAGAACCAGACGGAGACACUGCUGCUGCUGUGUAAAGCCUGAACAUCUGGAGACAUCUGGACAUCUCUGAUCUUCAGAACAAACUAAUUUAGUUUCUUCUGGGUUCUGUCUCUGAUCUACGAUGGCACUUCUGAACUUCUGUCCUGAAAAUAUUAAAACUGUUGAAAAUGUGAAUCAAA
Messenger RNA from Amphiprion ocellaris (clown anemonefish), 707 nucleotides. Its product is annotated as cystatin-F. Bases 1 to 570 code for a protein of 189 amino acids. The transcript has 5 exons. Gene Ontology annotation, biological process: negative regulation of microglial cell activation; immune response; positive regulation of myelination. Gene Ontology annotation, molecular function: cysteine-type endopeptidase inhibitor activity. Gene Ontology annotation, cellular component: lysosome; late endosome; endoplasmic reticulum. The record is from RefSeq and is a predicted model, not a curated record. Lineage: Eukaryota; Metazoa; Chordata; Actinopteri; Pomacentridae.